This is a messenger RNA of Chara braunii, 2141 nucleotides long. NCBI's taxonomy places the organism in Eukaryota, Viridiplantae, Streptophyta, Charophyceae, Charales, Characeae. The record is from the annotation of a GenBank genome assembly.
GUCUUCGUCUCUGCAUCAACUACCGCGGUCUCAACCGCUACAUGGUUAAGAACAACUGCCCCAUGCCUCGCUCCGAUGAGAUGUUCGACCGCCUAGCAGGCAACCGCUUCUUUACGAAGAUUGAUCUUCGUAGCGGUUACCAUCAGAUCCGCGUCGCUGCAGCCGACCAGCCGAAGACCGCGUUCCGAUCGCUCUUGGGCCACUACGAGUUUACGGUGAUGCCAUUCGGCCUCGCCAACGCACCCGCUACCUUCCAGAGGGCGAUGAGCGACAUCUUCAGGGACAUCCUAGAGCAAUACGUUCUCGUCUACCUCGACAACAUCCUGGUCUACAGUCGUACCCUUGAGGAGCACCUCAGACACCUCCGCGACGUCCUUGACCGCUUGCGCAGACAUGGCUUCUACGCCAAGCUGAGCAAGUGCCGCUUUGCCCAGCACAAAGUGGAUUUCUUAGGACACUGCAUGUCUGACCAGGGUCUCCACAUGGACGACGCGAAGAUCACUGCUAUUGCGGAGUGGCCCGCCCCCACAUCCGCCAAGCAGCUUCGCAGCUUCCUAGGCCUGACCAGCUACUAUAGUGAUUGUCCGAUAGCCUUCUACUCCCGUCAGCUCCUGCCCGCCGAGAUAAACUACACCGCUGAUGAACGUGAGGUUCUCGCAGUAGUUUAUGCCGCUCGGCACUGGCGUCACUACCUGCACGGGGCACCAUUCACAUUGCGCACGGACAACUCUGUUGUCCAGGCUUUUCUGACAAARCCGAAGCUCACUCCUCGACAGACUCGCUGGUGGCGCGACCUAUCCGAGUUUAGUUUCACCACUGAGCACAUCAAGGGUGAGACUAAUCGGGUUGCAGAUGCCUUAUCCCGGCGCCCUUACCACGACCAGGAGCAGAUCCAGCUCUCUUUCAUCUCGGUCACCACUGUUUACCACUCGGUGAUCGACGAGUUUCGCACUCAGUACCGCCACUGCCCCGAUUAUUGCAACAUCCACGCGACCCUUCGGAGUGGCAAGACCGUCCCGAACUACUCUCUCGGGGACAACGGUCUUGUGUACUGGCACGGUUCACAGGGCACCAGAGCGCCCCGUAUUUGCGUUCCCUCCACUGGACAGCUAUGUGUCCGAGAAGUUGCAGAGUUUCAUGAUCAGGCAACCGCCGGUCAUAUGGGCUUCCACAAGAGGUUGGCUCGUGUGAGCCACCUGUACGUCUGGCCGAAGCGCAAGGACUUUGUGAAGGACUACGUCGCAGAGUGUCCCACCUGUCAGGAGGUGAACAGUGCGAACCACCUGCCUUAUGGUUUGCUCCAGCCUCUUAUUAUCCCUGAGGGUCGUUGGCAGUCCAUCUCGAUGGACUUUAUCGGUCCUCUUCGUCCUCCGACCCCUCGCGGUCAUGAUGCUAUCCUGGUCGUAGUCGACCGUUUCACGAAGCGUGCACGCUUUGUUCCGUGCCGCUAUGCCAUCAGUGCACGUGAGGUCGCGGACAUCGUGUUUGACCGAGUUGUGCAUGACCACGACUUACCUCUGAGCAUCAUAUCUGACCGUGACCCGCGCUUUACCUCCCGAUUCUGGCGACGGCUCCACGAGGUGUACGGCACUCAGCUCCGCUUCUCCUCGUCUUACCAUCCUCAGACUGAUGGUCAGACCGAGAUCACGAACAGGACUCUCGAAGAUAUUCUCCGAAAGAUUGUUCGUGAUGACCAGCAGUGGGAUCUCCAUCUUGCCCACGCGGAGAUAGCCUACAACCACGCCGUCUUGCCAGCCACGGGGAUGUCGCCUUACUAUUGCGACCUCGGCUAUCACCCUUGUGUUCCCGCGGACUUCCUUCGACCGUCACAAAUGCACCCCGACACGAGUUGUCCCGCGCUGGAUGAUUGGGUUGCACAUAUGACGUCGAUCAUGAAGAUCGCACAUGAGCUCUUAGCCGCUUCCCAGACUCGCAUGGCAGCACGUGCGAACCGAUCGAGGAUGGAUCAUCCAUUCAAAGUCGGUGAUGAUGUGCUGAUCGACGCCCACCGCUUACAGCUCGAAGCGGACACGCUUCGCAAGUUUCGGUGUCACUUCUUUGGACCAUGCCGCAUCCUCUAGACCGUCGGUUCUGAUACAACAUUUAGCCCGGUCAGCUUCCGUGUGAAGCUGCCAGACUAC